Priapulus caudatus is the source of this 4939-nucleotide messenger RNA. RefSeq lists its product as uncharacterized. Gene Ontology annotation, cellular component: SMN complex. Gene Ontology annotation, biological process: spliceosomal snRNP assembly. The record is from RefSeq and is a predicted model, not a curated record. NCBI's taxonomy places the organism in Eukaryota, Metazoa, Priapulida, Priapulimorpha, Priapulimorphida, Priapulidae. The transcript has 10 exons. Gene Ontology annotation, molecular function: RNA helicase activity; RNA binding; ATP binding. Bases 129 to 3485 code for a protein of 1118 amino acids.
CAUGCGUAUGGUUGCCGUUAAACCGAUUUUGCAAAAUAAGUGCUACAGAAGUUCAUUUUACGUAACUAAGGCUGAAGCUUGUAGAAAAAUAUAGUGUUUAUCAUAACUUUGUUGUAGUGACGGUGUUAAUGCUUCGAAGCUAUCCAAUGGAUACUAAAGUAAUUGCGCAUAACAUUGGAAAGAAAGUUCGUACGAACGACAUACACAUUACCGAACAUGUCGAUUUCGCUGGACUUCUACUAUCUGGUUCUGUACAGAAUGGACUGAGAACUGCUGGGUUCAAAAGACCUUCACCUAUACAACUAAAGGCUAUACCAUUAGGCCGUUGUGGUCUAGACCUGAUUGUGCAAGCAAAAUCUGGCACAGGCAAGACAUGUGUCUUUACUGUAAUUGCCCUUGAGAACUUGGUGGCAGAAUCGGCUGCUACUCAGGUGCUAGUUCUUGCGCCGACAAGAGAGAUUGCCAUUCAGAUAACAGAGGUGUUUCAUAUGAUUGGCAGUGGCAUUCCUAACCUUAAAUGCGCACACUUCAUUGGGGGAACAACUCUGCAGCAGGAUGUACUGAAGGCUAAAAGAUGCCAUGUAGCAGUUGGUACUCCAGGGAGGAUCAUGCAGCUGAUUGAGCAACAGAUCCUUAAGACAGAUUCCAUACGUAUGUUUGUCUUAGAUGAGGCGGAUAAGCUACUAGAAGAGAGUUUCCAAGAGCAAAUUAAUUGGAUAUACUCGACACUUCCAGAAAACAAGCAGAUAUUAGCAUUGUCUGCCACCUAUCCGGAAUAUUUAGCGGAGCAUCUCACCCACUACAUGCGGAACCCCAUGUUCGUACGACUUGAUUCAUCUAAUCCUGCUCUCCUAGGUGUUCAACAGUACUACCAUAUAGUACCAUUUCAUCCAAUUCCACAGAAGGCAUUUGACAACAAACUGAAAGCACUUUUUGAGCUUUUGUCAACUGUCACAUUUCAUCAGUGUUUGAUCUUUUCUAAUUACCAGACAAGGGCUCAGACAUUGAGUGAGCAGCUAAAUGCACGUGGCUGGCCUACGGCUUACAUCUGUGGCUCACAGGACCAAAAGCAGCGCACACACAUUUUGACUCAGUUAAAGCUGCUGCAGUGCAGAAUUCUAGUCUCUACGGACCUGACGUCAAGAGGCAUUGAUGCCGAAUAUGUGAACUUGGUAGUGAACCUAGAUGUGCCGUAUGAUACAGACACAUAUCUACACCGAGUGGGCAGAGCUGGCCGAUUUGGGAGCAUAGGAGCAGCUGUUAGCAUUGCAACCAUUGGGAAAGAGGAGGGCUCAAUCAAGAACUUUAUGGAAAUCUGUAAUACACACGUGAAGAAAUUGCCAGAACCAUUCCCUGAAGACCUUGUCACAGCUACAGAUGGGAGGUACUUUUCUGACAAGGUUUCAAAGAUUGAAGUGUAUAAAAAGCAUGACGACUCAGGAACAAUGCAACAUUCUAAUGGGGAACAUAUCACCGACCUAACAACAUUGCAUGGUAGCCAAAGCAAUGAAAAGCCAAUAUCUGACAGCAAGGAGAAUGUUCCUCCCCUGCUCAGCAAUACUCUCAUAGAAAAUAGAAAUGACUUCCCAAGUAAAAGUAUCGUAAAUGUUGAUGCAAAGCCGUCUCUGGUUGCAGACUGCUCUGAGCCUCAUGCCAGUCUGAAUACUAUUAUGGAAGCUGUCUCAAGUGGUAUAUUUAAAACUAUGUAUAUGCACGAAAAGCAAUACUUCUACCAAUCAGAUGAGGUUGCCACUAGCAGCGAUGAACCCAGCCAGGUGCAUGAAGGUUGUACUACAUGUAGUGGAAGUGGAUGCAUUGGAAGACAAAGACAUAAAAUUGGCACGUCUGUGAAACAUCUACCAUUUAAGACCAAACUGACUAGCUCCAAAGACUGUAGGGAUAACUGGAGUGAUGUUCAAACUGACGUGCAUUCUAUUAGUAAUGGCACAAGGCAUCUUCCUGCUAACAUUGCUAGUAACACUAGUGAUGCACUUGGCGAAUUACCCUGCUCUGUAUUUAUAUCUAACAAAAAAGAUGCCUCAUAUGUGAACAACCUAUCAGGCAGUGUUAAUGUAGGGUACAGCUCGCCUCACCCAGAAACUCCACUACUCAAAAUCAAAGCACAGACUAAAGUGCAGCAAAACUCAUUUCAGAAUAUCAAAGAUGAUUUAGAUGUGUUUAUAACUGCUUUCACAGAACCAGUGAGAAACGAGGUACUUUUGAUGUUACAAGGCAAAGAAAUGUAUCCAAAUAAAUAUAUCCAUGAGUGUAAAAUACAAAAGAAUCUAGAUCUUGUGGCCCCCGUGGCAGUGAGGAGUAAGUGUAGCAUGUGUCUACACUUUCAGGAUAACCAGCUUAGGGAAAUAAUCCAUCAGAAACUGCUAAAGUCAAGAUGUAGGCAGAACGGCAUACAGCAUUGUCAGAACCCUGACUGUGAGACAGUGGAAUCAUCCGAAUCAGGGUUGUCAAGCACUACUAGAAGUCAUGUAGAUAUUCACACAGGUAAUACCCACCAAACUAACAGCAGGAAGCCUUGUGGGCAGUCCACCUGGUUAUCACAUGUCUCAAAUGGAAAAACAAUACAAAGGAAUGCAAAAGUAGUUGAAUCAAUGCUAUCUAAGCCCCUAAUCGAAAAUUCCGAUGCAAUUAGUCACAAUAUACAAACUACGCACAACCAAGACAUUGAUGUUAACAGGGUGGCACAACCUAGUGCAGGAAGCGGAAUAAGUAAUGAACCAUGUAUCGCAUCAGUCACUCACAAAGCGAGGUUUUCAGAUAAAAAGAAGGAAGAUUCGCAAUCGGUAGGUGGCUGUAAGAGUCAACAAAUGCAAACCAAGUUGGAUGAAAAGUCUGUGGCAUCAGAAACUCUCGUGGUUUCAAGCCAACAGCUUCCUGAUAGCAUAGCAGUGCAGAAAUCAUUUUCACGUGAUCAUUACAAAGGUGAUGGAAAUAAUAAGGAAACCUCAAUUGCUACGAAGAAGUCCGAGAAUGCACUAUAUUACAGAGGACAGCCUGCUGAACACAUUGAAGAAUAUGAAACCAGUGAAAGAUCCGGUGACUUCUUUUCUGACACAGAAACUAACAGCAAGACCAGUAGUGUGACAUCCAGCAGUGAGACCUCUGAUGAUGAAGCGUUUGAGGCAUGUGAGAGAAAGUCUGCAACCCUACAUGGUCCAGCAAAGCGUUGGCCAUCUGAUACACGGAAAACAAACCCUGUAUAUAGCAACACUUCAAAACAGUGUAGCUACUGUCACAGGGUUUCUGCUUGCAGACAGGAGGAAAAUACCACAGCUUUAUGCUGUUACAUGAAAAGAGUUAGUGAUUGGUACUGGAACUGUAAUGUUUCUCGCAGGUAUGCUCCUUAUUCAUAUACGAGUCGUGAUUGGUUAACUGGUUGGUAUGUUAGUGGUGCACUAUCAAACUACUAUAGAAAUAAUGGUUUUUACAUGUACGCGUCAAGAAUUUCUAAAGCCAAUGAUACAUGAUUUAGCAAAUCUUGACUGCAACUUUUUGUAACAUUUGUUUGAACAUUCCAUGCAAUGACGCUCGUGUAAACAGUACGAUAGCAUGUUGCACAGUUUUGCAGAAAUUGGAGGAUCAAUAGUUAUAUUUGAAAGAAACGCAGAAUACUUGUUCCCUGUUUGUCAGCUCUUUAUUGCAAUUCCAUGACCAAGUACAAGUCCCCUAAACCCCCAACUGCCUACAGUCAGUAGUGCCUAGUUGUCUAUCCGUGAAGCCCUGGUAUCAUUUACAAGCUGAACGGUACGGAAUAAGGAUGAAAGCAGAUUUCGUACGCAGUACAAAAAUCGUGUGCUCAGCAGUCGGCUGCCAUAAACCAAAAAGGCCUGAUGUUUCGCGAAUUCCACGUAAAUCAAAAUCAUAACCGUGAGCCCUAUAAUCUGUAGAAAUCCAUGGCAGCUAAACCAAAUAACUCUGACUAAUUUUGCCACGUAACCAAGAAUUAAUACGCUCAGUAAAAUAUCGCGAUCCGCUUUACACCAUACAUUUCUGCGGGGAAUUGUAGGUUCACGAUAGACGUAAGAGUUGAACAGUACUUGUUCUUUGGAUUCUACGAAGUGACUGAUUUAUUUUGGCGCGCAAAGGCGGUCACGUGUGUAUAUAACUGUAUAUAAAUGUUUACGUAUUCAGUGUUCCUGACAAUUUCCUUGUGCUUCCCUAACACAACAAACAAACUCCUGCCCCUAACGGUGUAGGUAAGCUGGUCGUUACCAUCCUAAUUUACAUAUAGUUACAUGAAUAGACAUAGCUAGAGAGCGAUAUCCGACUGAUGCGCAUCACUGUUGUCUUCGUAGUGCUUAUCUUCUGUGGCUGCUUUUCGUUGACUGUUUUCGCUGACAAUAAUGUUUACUGAAUACUGAGAUUAUAUGAAUAUGGAGUGUCCGAUGAUAACUGACAACAGCGCGGCUCGAGUGGAUCGUCUGUCUAUCGAAGCAAUGGUGGAAGACUGCGAGAGAGAGCGUUGGUGACUCGCUUCUGUCCUCUGUCCCCAAAUCCCAAUGCGGCUGGUUUUUAUGCAUCUGCAGGAAUCCGUGGCCCGAUGGUGGUCAAGGCCUUGUUGCGUGCGGAUGGUGCAUUACUGUCGUCAUGUGCUAAAAUAAGCCUAUGACGCCACAUAGGUGUAAAGUUAACGGCUCGUGUCGCUCGCUGCGCUCGGCUCAUAUUAAAUAAUUCGCUCUACAUUGAUAUAGCUUAUAUAUUAGUAUAUGUUCCCACUUUGAUACCUUAGCCGAUAUCCGACUAAGCAUGCCACCACCGACAUGGUAGCCACGACGUAAACAUUUAAAAAUUUAUAAGUUAAUGAUUCAUUAUCUAUAUUCACGGAGCACUAUAUUUUAUUAGUUUUGUUAUUUUCUGCUCUUCUCAAUAGCAAUAUUUGUUUUCUGAAAGCUGUCCAACGAAUAAAAUGACCAUUCAUCUA